AAUAAAUAUAAGUCAGCUACUUGAAAUAACAACUGUCGCCUGUUAUUUGAGCUCGCGGAUCGGGCCAUUGGCCAUUGGCUGCCCUACAAAACCAUCGUACCAGCCGACAAUCCGAGAGGGAGCUUUAUCCGACAUGACCAUGCGAGGUGUUCUACGACCUUUAUCAGGUCUCGUCAUACGUUGUUUCAAACGUGUAGAGGCAUUUGCAGAUUGGAUCACUGGAGCUGCUGGACCGGUCUUCGUUGGAUUAUGUUGGACUUUGAUAGGUCUUGGUGGGAUCAUCUUCUUCGACGUCGUCGUUCGAGAUUUAUCCUGGUUCACCACAUUACUACUCUCCCCUAUCCUCUUUAUUAUCCCUGCCAAUUUAUACGGCCAAUACUUUCUCGUAUGCGUCACUCCUCCCGGUUACCCUUCCCCCAGAGCCUUAGCAUUAUCCCCAAAUAAACCAGUUCACAGUAGAAGAGAUUCUUGGUUGGUUCAUUCCCCUCGUAGUGUGUGGAGUCCAGAACGAUGGGGGAUGACUAGAAGAAAUACACGUCCGUUGACCGGGGAAGGAAAUGUUAAUGUUACUCCUGCUCCGCAAGGAAGAGUGAGGAGAUGUAGGAAAUGUGAUGGGCCUAAACCGGAGCGAACACAUCAUUGUUCAGUAUGCAAAAGAUGUAUCCUACUGAUGGACCAUCAUUGUCCUUGGAUCAACGGUUGUGUCGGGCUCCAUAAUCAGAGACAUUUCGUCUUAUUCAUGGCUUGGUUGAGCUUCGCAACUUGGGUUGUAUCCCUGAUGGGCUAUAGCAGAUUUUGGGAUUCUUUCGAUUUCCGAGAACCGUGGCCCGGCAUGUCACCGAGAAUAGCUUAUACAUUACUUUACGUGCUCAGUCUAGCUAUAGGCUUUUGUGUCCCAGUGUUGCUAUUGUGGCAUCUCUAUAUGGUAUCGAAAGGCGAGACAAGUGUAGAAAGUCAUGAUAAUGCUUAUCUGGAAACGAGGGCGAAGGCAGAGGGAUUGAUCUAUUUGAACCCGUAUGAUCUAGGGAAGAAACGGAAUUUAGAAUUGUUUUUCAACAUAGGAUCGGGAGGAUAUCCUAAGCGAACGCUCCUCCUACCUCUGACCAUCCCACCAUGGUCCAACGGCUGGUCCUACCCUCGUCGUCAACUUCCCCUUGAACCCCACUUAAAACCAACCAUGCAUCUCCACGCUCCCGAGCUGGCUGACGGUCUCAUUUCUUCCCCUUCCGCUGAAAAUGGCAUGUUACAAAGUAGGUAUGUGAUGGGAGACGGAGGAGAUCUAACCGAUGAUGAGGAAGGUGGAGGAGGAUGGAUGGAUGAUUGAACAUCUAAAAACAUAUCUCACAAUUUGAUGGUUUCAUGACGUUUUGAUGCAUGACCCAUACUUAG
Molecule: messenger RNA, 1389 nt
Organism: Tremella mesenterica DSM 1558
Lineage: Eukaryota; Fungi; Basidiomycota; Tremellomycetes; Tremellales; Tremellaceae
Exons: 9
Coding region: 134-1324 (396 amino acids)
Molecular function (GO): palmitoyltransferase activity
Source: RefSeq, a predicted model, not a curated record